Molecule: messenger RNA, 2748 nt
Organism: Poeciliopsis prolifica (blackstripe livebearer)
Lineage: Eukaryota; Metazoa; Chordata; Actinopteri; Cyprinodontiformes; Poeciliidae
Gene: ca4a
Product: carbonic anhydrase IV a
Exons: 9
Coding region: 176-1171 (331 amino acids)
Cellular component (GO): plasma membrane
Molecular function (GO): carbonate dehydratase activity; zinc ion binding
Source: RefSeq, a predicted model, not a curated record
GCAACGGGUGCGCUUAAACCGACGAAGAGAGGCGAAGAGUAAAAGGAUAGGAGUGGUUUCAGAGAGGCGAUACUCGAAAAGGAGGAGGCGCCACGCAUUCGCCUUUUUCUUUGGUUUUGUGGUGAUAGAUAGGCCUAAGUAUAAAACCCUCCACCACCACUGCCCGCCCUGAGGAAUGCGAUCACAUCGGAGGGAAUCGAGUCAUUGUGUCGCUUUCUCUCGGCUCAUUCAGAGACGCUCCAACAUGCGGCGGCUGCUGAUCCUCCCCGUUCUGCUGGCAUCCUUCUGCACGGUGUGCGCCGGAGCAGGAGACUGGUGCUACAACAGCCAGUCGUCCUGCGAUCAUCCGUGCAACGUACCAGAGAAGUGGGCCGUUAGCAAGGCGGACUGUGGAGGAAAAUCCCAGUCGCCCGUCAAUAUCAUCACCAGGAAGGUAGUGAGAGAUGAGCGUCUGACCCCGCUUGAGUUCAAAUACUACCAGCACACCUUCAAAAUUUCUAUGACCAACACCGGCCACUCGGUUCAGAUUGAUAUUCCGAUACGCAGUACCAUCUCGGGCGGAGAGCUGCCGCAGACGUACAAGGCUGUGCAGUUACACCUGCACUGGGGCAAAGACGGCAGGUUCGGCUCUGAACACACCAUCGACGGGGAGCAAUACCCCAUGGAGUUGCACAUUGUUCACAUAAAGAACCAGUACGCUGACCUGAAAACAGCCCUGAGAGACCCAGAGGGGAUUGCAGUUCUUGGGUUUUUCUAUGAGGAAUCCAACAGUCCAAACCGAAUGUAUGACAACAUCAUCGAGGGGGUGAAAAGUAUCGCAGCAAAAAAUGUCAGUUUCUCUCUGCCCUCCAUCUCCCUGGCACAGCUGAUCCCUCCUGAGCAGAAACUGACUUCCUACUACCGCUACGAGGGCUCCCUGACCACCCCGCCGUGUUCCGAGGCUGUGGUCUGGACUGUGUUCAAAACCCCUAUCCCUCUCAGCAAGGACCAGAUAAAAGCUUUCUCCACGGUCCAUUUCCAUGACGGCAAGUGGAUGGUGAACAACUUCAGGCCUGUCCAGCCUCUCCACGGCCGGCUGGUGUACCACUCAGGAGGUGCCGCACUGUUGGUCAGCUCCGCCCUCCUUGCGGCUGCCCUCACAACAGCGCUGGGGCUGUCCCAGCCCAACUAAACAGCGAGUGCAUCUUAUCGAUGCACUGUGACAUCGAUAAGACCCAACAGAUCUGCGCCAGGCCUCUGCUGAGACUCUCGCUUCCAACGUAGUUCUGACACGUUUACAAAAGACAAUGGACCACAUCGUAGUGUAGGAAAAUGGUGUUUCCCCCCUUGUGAUCCAAAUGACAGAGGCGUGUUAGAAACGCCUCAAGGAAGGUGACGUAAGGGUUCAACCAGCAUCCAUGCAUGUGUAGUGAAGUAUUAUCUCUUAUUUAAGCCUCAUGAAUGUGCCAUAAAUCAAAUUACUGGGCAGUCUGCACGGGCAAUUAAACUCAACACCAAAUCUUCUUUUGGGACUGGAUCUUGAUUUUGUCUUUGAAGCUCUAUACUGACACACGCACGCACGCACACACACACACACACACACACACACACACAGUUUUUAUGUUAACUCAUCCACCUUGUCCAAUGUCAGGUAAAUUUAGUAUCAGUUAAUACCAGUGUGAGUUGCCAAUGGUUUAUGGGUCAGCCCCAUGACUUGGCACACGAUGUAUUAUUACCAGCGUAUGUGAAAGGGAUGGAGUUACAGAUAGCAGGACUGAGUCGAUAAAAAAAAACAAAACAACCAAACUGCAAUUCAGAGCAAGACGUCAAAGGAGAAUGCGGUUCUCAUAAAGUACAGCAGCUCAAACCUCUGCAGCCGUCAAGGACAGGUCAGCAGCUCUUUUCUGAAAGUGUAUGUGAGGGAGGUCGUGUUGUAGUCACCAGAAACCAUGAAGAACAGCUGCAUGAAGUUCUGAAAGUCUGGCAGACUCUCUCCCCACAGAGUCACUUAGGGGCAAAGCCAUGGACGUCAACAUCCCGCUAUUAAAGAGGGAUCGCAGCCACACAACCAAGGCUUUUUUUUUUUUUUUUAGUACAGUUAGUUUUUAUGCAUAUCAUAUUUGAAGAGCAUGACUCUGCAUGCUGUGAUGUUCCAGAUGUUUGAGAUGAACUACCUUACUGCUGGAAGUGGGCUUCCCAAAUUCACAAACUGUUUUCCCAGAGCAGGCACUUCGAUUUCACAGGAGCUUGUUUUUCAAAACCGCAAUCGUUUCCACGACUAGUAUUACCGGCAUUCGGAUAAUUGUCGACAAUGAGUUACACCCUGCUCAGCUCUACUUUGUUUUUGUCUGUUUUUUUGUUUGUUUGUUUGUUUGUUUGUUUGUUUUUUUCCAAGAAAACUUUGCCACAUAUAGAGAGGAGUAUGUGCAAUUUGGCUGCAAUAACUGUUGUUACAGUGAGGAAGGAUACUGAAGCGAUGUUUCCAUCGCUUCAGAAGAAAUCCAGCUAUAUUUGUACGAGGUGUCAUUUUACACAUGUACUAAUGUACUGAGUGAGCAUAUUAAGAGAUGCGAUGCACAGUUGGUGUUAUUUAUGCAUUGCAACAUUCAUAUAGAAUGCGAAACUGUGUAUGAAGCUCGAAACUGUUCAUGAUCAAUAAAGUUUAGUUGUAAUCCUGAAAUGUUUGAGACUCCAGGUUGUAAUGCUUGAAAGUGUCAUAGAAGAAUAGAAUGUUACCGUUGAAUAAUAAAAUAUAUGCCUUUUUAAAGA